Drosophila ananassae is the source of this 615-nucleotide messenger RNA. RefSeq lists its product as uncharacterized. The transcript is spliced from 2 exons. Lineage: Eukaryota; Metazoa; Arthropoda; Insecta; Diptera; Drosophilidae. Bases 64 to 540 code for a protein of 158 amino acids. The record is from RefSeq and is a predicted model, not a curated record.
ACCGGCUAGCUCUUCUCGCACAUCAUUUAAUCGAAUAAAAGUACUUGGCCAAAAAAGAUCGAAAUGAGUUCGUCAGAGUACAUUAAACAUUUAGCUAGCAACAGUAUGAGUCGUUCUUUGAUAAACGAAGGAAGAUCCCGUAAAAAAUCUUGCCUCUGCCUGUUUGUGGGUAUCACCGUAGGAAUCUUUUUAGCUGGAAUUCUCCAUUACUCUAUUGUACAAAGUGACACUUAUGGGUUUGGUUCAAAGAAAUUCAAAAGGAUUAUUCGACACGAUGUAUCAAAAAAUGUAAGCGUUAUUCCCAGUCUAAAAACGGAAAGCCCCGUCAAGACAUUGGAAGUUGCUCUUCCAAGUACUGUUUUGCCUGAAACCACAACGAAAAUUGCAGAGGAAGUAACUAAUGAAAAUAGUUCCACUGAUAGUACGCAAAAUCCCGUCAAGAAAUCGGACGAGGAAGAAACUACUGUUCCAAGUAGUAGUACUUUGGAUGAAAGUACCACCGAAGUUCUUAAGGAUUAUAAUGAAACGCUAGUUCAGUAAUUGAAAAUUGAAAACGUGUUUAAAAAUUAUGAAUGUAACAAAUAUUUUUGUUAUUAAAGUGAAAUGAGAAAUGUG